AUUUUAUUCUCACGACUCUUCCAGUCAUUUUAAGUACUCUCAAAGAAGAAGAAUUAUAAUUGAUCUGCUAGGAAAAAAAGUGAAUUAUUUUGUGAAAAAAGUAUUGGAAAAUUUAAAAGGAAAAUGCUGCUCUUUUGGAGAAUUUUUCUUCUAACAUUCAAUUGCUUAGUGAUUUUUGUGUCUGAGUGUAUUUCAGAAAAGUGGGAAGAUAUUGGAAUAAUUUGUCCAAAUCAGUGUGUCUGCCAGUAUGAACCAUUUUUGGAUUUAUCAAUUGCACGUUGGAUACUUGGAGCCCCAAAAGUAAUUCCCAAUGAGACUGAAGAAUCAGAGAUUACAGAUAAUGAGUCCUUCCUGGACAGUCAUGUUCAAACUGGAAAUCCAUAUGUGAAGAGUGUCACGUGUAUUAUUCAAGCGGAAACGGAUACAAGAAGUCUAUUAGGAUCUCUACCGCAAGACCUGCAUGCUCUCAUUUUACUGUCGUCUGGAUCCACAGAGAAAAUAAUCAUUCACACAGAAGAUUUAUCCACACUCUCAGAACUGACCACACUCGAAAUCCGAGGGUCUCGCGAUAAGAACAUAACUUUACUAAUUGAUAAGUCUCUGCCGGGCUUGCUGUAUGCCAACUUUGAGUCCAUUCAACUUGAGGCAAAUGAAAAGACCACGCGCCGUAGUGACGCUGUAGAUCCAUCUGAGAAUUUCAACUAUGUCCCCGAGAGUGAACGAGUUGAAUAUAAUAUAUCACUAGAAAUUGAGGAAGAAGUGGAAAUUCUGCCCUAUGAAGUCUACAUGAUGGAACAACAGAGAUCCCAAAUUGCCUCAUUCUAUGGCUGGGAAUCUCUGGAAAUUCUCAGGAUGCAUAAUUGUGAAAUGGAUGAACUUCAUUGGGAGGUCUUUGAUGGAUUGGGCAAGCUGCAGCAUCUCUCCUUGGAGCACAAUGACAUCAAAAUUAUCCCAGCUUUUGCCUUCUACGGUACACCAAAUCUUCUAACAUUAUCUCUGGCACACAAUAAAAUUCUCAACAUGAAUUACCGUGAUUUGGCUGGACUACUUCAUCUCAAGACAUUAGAUCUGAGCUACAAUAGUCUCACAAAACUCAGUGAAUUAACAUUUCCACCAUUUCCUGAACUCAAUACCGUCGAUAUACGAGAAAAUCCCAUCAAGUACAUAUUCGAAAGUACUUUUGGUGUCAUGAAUACCAGCAAGGAAAUUUUUCUGGGAACUCAUACAACACCAAUUGAUCUCUCAACAGGAAGUGUCUUUGACAAUCUUCCACUAUUGACAUCACUGACAAUUCUCAAUGCAUCUGUUGAAUCUCUAACUCAAGGCAUUUUUAAAGAUCUUCCCUCUCUAACUUCUCUCAAAGUUCACGGAAAUCUGACCAAAAUUGAAUUUGAUGCUUUUAGUGGGAUGUCCAAAGUUGAGGAAGUCAUUCUAAAUAGAUGUAGCAUCAGAGAAAUAUCAAUGGAUGCAUUCUAUGGUAUAGACAGCAUUCAAAUAAUCGAUCUCUCAAAAAAUCUCAUAUCUUUCCUACCACCAAAUCUCUUCAGUCAGCAAAAGAAUCUUCGGGAAAUCUACCUCAAUGACAAUCAUUUGUCUAAACUUCCACAAUUAUUUUUCGACAAUAUCCCCGCAAAAGUUAUCAGAUUGACAGACAAUCCCUGGAUUUGCAACUGUGACAUGACAUCCUGGAAGCAAGGUGUCACAAAUAAAUUCAGAAGACCCGGAAAAGUUCAAAAAUGUUCAGCAGAAGCUGUUAAAUAUGGACUCUUACCCUGUCGCCCCCUCGAAGGUACAUACUCUUACGGCUAUGACAAUAAAUUAUCUCCAAGAUGUGAUGGAGGACCUGAUCAUGUAAAACAUCGAACAGUGUAUUAUGCCCUAAGAAGGGAUCUCAAGUGUCCGAGAAAAAGAUCAAUUCCAGAGAAGAAAACAAUUAUUCAUGGAAAAGUUCUAUCACCCAAGGAAAAUGAGUAUCAUAUAAUGCUAAAGAGAUUAGACAACAAACCUGUGGAAGAUACUCGAGAACAAGAUAGGCUACUGAAGAUGAAAAAGGAACGACAACGCAUGCAAAAACUAAAAUUUAGUAGGAAUAUUGUUGUGGAACCGAAGAAGAAACAUUAUUACAACACCAACAGAAUGUCCAAUGAUAUCUUAUAAAGCAUUGUAAUACCCUGUGUUUUGUUGUUUUAUGGAUGAAAUAAAGUUUUUUUUUCUUAACAGGGGAAA
Messenger RNA from Phlebotomus papatasi, 2226 nucleotides. Its product is annotated as leucine-rich repeats and immunoglobulin-like domains protein 3. The coding region runs from base 124 to 2157 and encodes 677 amino acids. NCBI's taxonomy places the organism in Eukaryota, Metazoa, Arthropoda, Insecta, Diptera, Psychodidae. The transcript is spliced from 2 exons. Gene Ontology annotation, molecular function: protein binding. The record is from RefSeq and is a predicted model, not a curated record.